Messenger RNA from Coregonus sp. 'balchen', 1013 nucleotides. NCBI's taxonomy places the organism in Eukaryota, Metazoa, Chordata, Actinopteri, Salmoniformes, Salmonidae. The record is from the annotation of a GenBank genome assembly.
AUGGACGAACAAGCCCGGAUCAUGCAGGCUCUCGGCGGUGUCAGCUUGGCUGGCCACUCCGUACAAGGAAGCAUGGGACUGCAGCCUCCACAUGGACACGAUGGGACAGAUGAUGGGCGAAAACAAGAUAUCGGUGACAUUCUGCAUCAAAUAAUGACCAUUACUGACCAAAGUCUGGACGAGGCGCAAGCAAAGUUGGUUCAUUUACAUGUUUUCUCUACAAAACACUUUACGCACCAUUACGCACUAUAGCUAAUGAAUAUCCAUGUAAUAACAGGUAGCUAGGCUAUAAAAUGUUGCUCCAUACCUGAAACCCAUGGUCAAUUAGUUGCAGGGGCCAAUGUAGAUGAAAAAGUUAACACCUGUCAUCCAGUAAUUCUAAUAGUUUUGACACGCUUCAUUGGCUCGUGUGGUCUACAAACAAUUUUAGGGGAAAGUGCAGGCUAUAUAUUUCAUUUACAUAUAAUGUUGCGUAUUGGUAGGCUGGGCUACUGUAAACAUUGAUUGAUGCGUACUUGUAGAAUAAUGUGUUUCACAGUAACUCCUGAUAUUUUAAAAUAACAUUGGGUAAUAUCCUAUUUUAAUUCCGUGGCGUUAUUUUCCAUUAGUAAUAAUUUUGAAUGUACAGUCUUGAGUAAUUUCAAUUGUGAAUUUUCAACAAAUAAACUUUUUUAAACUAACUUUGAAGUCUUACCGAAUAGUUAGUAUUUCAACAAACAAUGCAUCCAUUGUCAUUCGUGUUGACAAAGCACUCUGUAUGCUACAACUUUGAGAUGCAUGUCAACAUUAACUACAGAUCCUCCAUGUGCAAAGUGAGCAAGACCUCGAAGUUAUUGUAAAGAGCAAGGACAUUAUUCAGAGUAAUUUCUUACAAGUUUUAACAACUAUGGUGUUAUAGUGACUAUAUUUCAAUGUUGGUUCUUGUCUCAAACUGAAACAGGAAACAUGGACUGAACUGCCACAGAAUGAAACCUGCUCUCUUCAGCGUCCUCUGCGAGAUCAAAGAGAAAACA